Molecule: messenger RNA, 3129 nt
Organism: Kazachstania africana CBS 2517
Lineage: Eukaryota; Fungi; Ascomycota; Saccharomycetes; Saccharomycetales; Saccharomycetaceae
Gene: NAB6
Product: Nab6p
Exons: 1
Coding region: 1-3129 (1042 amino acids)
Cellular component (GO): cytoplasmic stress granule
Molecular function (GO): mRNA binding
Source: RefSeq, a predicted model, not a curated record
AUGAUGAGACCAUCUUAUUCGAGGAAAAAUAGUGGGUUUCAUAUAUAUCAAUCGCAGCAGCCUGCUCAGGAUCAAUAUUAUUCUGCUUUUGAUACCACCAAUCCAUUAAUGUCGUAUCCUCAAUUCGAACAACCUUACGGUGCGACUUUCCCACCACCCCUUUCUUCUUCCACUCAUUUCCAGCAAACUUAUUAUAAAGGUUCACCAUUACCAAAUGCACCUCCAACACCAUUCGAUACUGCUUAUGGUGCUACAUUGUUACCUUCACAUUUAUUAAUGGGUUCACCAUUUAUAUCUUCACCAAAUGUACCAACCCCACAACAACAAUAUUUUUUACAACAGCAGUUUAAUACUAAUAAUAAUAAUGGCAGUAGUACUCCAAGAAAGUCCUUUUUUAAAGUGUCAAAUAGACCAAUUUCUUCUAGAUCAUCUCGCUUCUCAGAAAAAAGGAAAAGUUUUAUUAUAAAUAACCCUACAACUAAUAACAGCAAUAAUAAUAACAAUAAUAAGGAAAUUUUGGAAAAAUUAUUUACAGAACCAAUAAAUAUUUCCUACGUUAUAUUGCCAAAGGGUGAUGAUGCUUAUAGAACGAGAUCACUUCUGUUUGAAAAUGUAGAUAAUGCAAUUAAUUUACAUUCUUUUAUCACAAACUUCGUUAAAAAUAAUUCCAUUGAAAGUAUUUACCUCGUCCCUAAUAAAAAUGAUUCAAAUACAUGCGACAUUAUAUUAAGUUUUCUAUCACGCCACAUAUGUCUAGAUUUCUAUAAUAAUGUAUUGCAAAGAUUAAAAGAAUUUAAAAAACACUUAAACUCUGAAUCACUAAAUUUAAAUUUUGUAUCACUGAAAUAUAAUAAAACCACCAGGGAUAAUCAAGGACCUUCCUUGGAAUUUAACAUAGUCACAAGAGAUGCAACAAGGUCUUUAGCCAUAGAGCUUUGUUCUAACGAAAAUGAUAGUCUAAUACUGGAAAAAGAACAAUUGUUCGAAAAGAUAUUGAAUGAAAUUUUACGAACAGAUGAAAAUAAAAGAUACGUCCUGGAAUCUAUUGAUUUGGUUAGUACCGAUAAAUCAAAUAAAGAAUUUGGUAAAAAUUAUGCAAUUCUAUCUUUCUUGAAUAUCACUAUGGCAAUUGAAAUAAUGGAUUAUAUUCAAGUUAUCUCUUCGAAACUUAAUAUUGGAAAAUGCUCCUUCGUUACAAUUCAACCGUUGAUAGAAAAUAACGUAAUGAAUAACUCUUCUGCAUUAUCAUCCGCUACAAAUAUUCAAAGUUCUGUUUCAUCAGAAGGUAAUAAUAACCAAAAUAAUAAUGGCAGUACAUUUUUUCAUAAAAAUAGUAUAAACAGUCUAUUAUCAUCAGAAUCUUCCGUAUCCAUCGACGAAGAAGUAAUAUCAAUAGCCGAUAAAUUGAAAGGAAUAAAAUUGAAAGAUAUUUCUCUCGAUAUUCUACCGAGGGAUUAUCCUGAACCAGAAUUUAAUUUUAGUACAGAUCAUCUACCAAACGUGACUAUUUCAGUACCAACUCAAUUGGAUCAAAUACCGGGUACGCCAAGAACACAAGAAAUAUAUAUAAAUGAUAUGUCGCCGUCUUUUGAAGGUAUUGAUAUGAUGAAUAGUUCUUCCACUAUGCUUUCUGGAAACGGAACAUUCAUUUCGAACACGCCGAUGUUGAUUCCUUCUCAAAGUUUCUAUAUGGAUCAAAAUACUCAAAUUCAGGAGGCACCAUUUAGAUCCAAUUCUUUUAUCCAUCCAAUAACUGACUCAUUAGAAAAUCAAUUAAGUACUUCCGCAAAAGUUGCAUCUGCAAUGGGUAGUGAUGCCGGUAAUAGAACAAUAUAUAUUGGUAACAUCAACCCGAGAUCAAAGGCAGAAGAUAUUUGUAACGUUGUCCGUGGUGGUAUUUUACAAAGCAUUAAAUUUAUUGAAUCCAAGCAUAUCUGUUUCGUAACUUUCAUCGAAGCAGCGGCUGCUGUACAAUUUUAUGCAAAUGCGUUCAUUGAUCCUAUUGUAUUACAUGGCAACACACUUAAAUUAGGAUGGGGUAAUUAUUCGGGUCCCUUACCAAAAUCUAUCGCACUAGCUGUCACCAUUGGGGCUAGUAGAAAUGUGUAUGUGAGUUUGCCUGAAUUUGCUUUCAAAGAUAAAUACAUUAAUGAUCCUGAAUUUAAAGAGUAUCAUGAAAAAUUCAAACUACCAGAUCCUGAACAAUUGAGAAUAGAUUUCAGUUCAUAUGGCCCCACAGAACAAAUCAAUUAUCUUUCUGAUAGUCACUGUUGUUGGGUGAAUUUUAUGAACAUUAGUUCAGCUAUCAAGUUAGUAGAAGAAGCAACAAAUGAUUUUGACAGAUUCAAUGAAAAGUUUGAUGAACGUUACAAUGGUUUAGUGAUAAAUUAUGGUAAAGAUCGUUGUGGUAACAUUAAUAAGAAUUUGAUUGCAGGCAAAAAUUCAAGAUUUUAUAAAAUAAGACAAAAUCAUAAUUUUAAGUUAAGCAAGUUAGAAGAGAAAAGAAGAGAUCAUGAUAGAAGAGAAAAUGGAUUUAAACAUGUCUAUAAUGAUGAGGAAACCAUCUAUAACGAAAGUAUGGAGACUGACAAUCAACAUAAUGAGGAAUCAAAGGAAAAUGAUGGCAAAUUCCUUCAAUUGGAUUCCUUAGGAAUUAGUUUGGAAAGUAAGAAUGAAAUUGCUGACGAUAUCAAUGAUGCUUUGACUGUUGACCAGUUCGAAAAUGAAAAAAGCAUAACAAAGAAUAAUGGCUUUGAAAAUACAUCAUUCCAUUCCGAUUCCUCGUCUGACAUAGAAUUAAUAAUAAAUUCCCCAAAUAGUCUUCGGACUAAAGAUAACGAUGUGCUAGAUAGCGAAAAGAUUAUUAAUAGUGCAAAUACUACGAACAGGACAGGAAAUGCUAACGGCUACAAGAACGACUACACUAAGAACAGAAAUGACGGCAUGAGAAAUAAUAGAUCCCGUAAUAGAAGUAGAUACUCUAGAACUAUUCCUGGUUCCGAUGUCAUGGCUCAGUAUCUUGCUCAAUUACAACAUUCAACUUUUAUGUAUGCCGCAAAUAUUCUGGGAGCUUCAGGCGAGGAAGAAUAUUAUGACGAAGCAGAAUUACCCACUGUCAAUGAGGACUAA